GGACGGCCCGGACCCCCGGGGAGCGGGAGGCGGGAAAAACCUGCGCGUGGCGGGGCGUCUGCUCGAUUACCCGGGCCCCCGUGGGGGGGGGGAGGUUAAAUAGACUCGCCCCGGCGUGGAGUCUCCGCAGCUGCCUCCAUCUCCCGGCCGAGCUGGAAGUGCCGCCUGCAGCCAGAACCGCCUGGGGCCCUUCGUCCGCUUGGAGGGCGCCCGCGGGGCGACUGGACCAAAGCCCGGAGUUCGUCGGGGGAGCGUGGGAAGCGGCGUCUUACGUUAGCCAGCCUGGCACAGCGGCGCCAGAGGGAUCGGAUGAGCGUUAUGGAAGGAAGGUACCGGCAGAACCACACUACGGCAAGUGGUCGCCCAACUAAAGUGGACGCUCCUGACCAUGUCCUAUACACUGUAGGCUCUUGUGUUCUGGCCAUUGGUUGUGUUGGAAUUAUAGGAAAUCUCCUUGUACUCUAUGCAUUUUACAGCAACAAGAGGCUGAGGACGCCUGCAAAUUAUUUCAUCAUGAAUUUAGCUGCAAGUGACUUUCUGAUGUCUGCUACUCAAGCUCCAGUCUGCUUUUUCAACAGUAUGCAUAAGGAGUGGGUACUUGGAGACAUAGGUUGUAACUUCUAUGCUUUUUGUGGAGCACUCUUUGGAAUAACCUCAAUGAUGACCUUGUUAGCUAUUUCGGUGGAUCGCUACUGUGUGAUUACGAAGCCUCUCCAGUCCUUAAAAAGAAGUUCAAAGAAACGUUCUUGUAUAAUCAUUAUAUUUGUCUGGCUCUACUCACUGGGUUGGAGUGUGUGUCCAUUAUUCGGGUGGAGUUCCUAUAUCCCAGAAGGUUUGAUGAUAUCCUGUACAUGGGACUAUGUAAGCUAUUCUCCAGGAAACAGAAGUUACACCAUGUUGCUAUGUUGGUGUGUGUUCUUCAUUCCUCUUAUGAUAAUCUUCCAUUGCUAUUUAUUCAUGUUCCUCACCAUCAGAAGUACAGGCAGGAAUGUUCAGAAAUUGGGAUCUAGCACUAAACGGAAAAAAUCAAGCUCACAGAACAUAAAGAAUGAAUGGAAACUGGCAAAGGUUGCCUUCGUAGCUAUUGUGGUUUACGUUGUAUCCUGGUCUCCGUAUGCUUGUGUCACUCUGAUUGCAUGGGCUGGUUAUGCCAAGAUCUUAACUCCAUAUUCUAAAUCUGUGCCUGCUGUUAUUGCCAAAGCUUCAGCAAUUCACAAUCCCAUAAUUUAUGCUAUUAUUCACCCAAGUUACAGGAAAACCAUUCGAAGAGCUAUUCCUUGUUUGAGAUUUCUCAUACGAAUAUCCGCAAGCGAACUUUCCACAAGUCUUGCAAAUUCUUCCUUCCGGUCGUCUUCUAUGUCUAAUCGUGUCUCUUUCGUGUCCAAGAACAAAAGCAAUGACAUUUCUUCCAUUUCUGCUACGGAAAAGACUUGGAAUGAUGUAGAGCUUGAUCCUGUGGAGACAGUCCAUGCAAAAUUGCAGCUACCUGAAAGUAAUUCUUUUUCAACAAAUGCAGAAGAAAAAAGUGAAUUGCCCACAAAUGCCCUGAGCUGUGAUGCACCAAUUGAAGAAAAGUUUGCAGUAUCUCCCAUCUGUCCAGAAGAACCACUCAAAAGACCCCUUAAAUUAAAUGCACCAGAACUGCUACUCUUAACCAGCUCCUUGAGAGCAUCAUCUCUUCCAUUUGACUUGAAUGCUAGCAGCAGAGGGAAGAGCAUGGACACCUCUCAAGCAGAAAUCCACGAAGACGAAAUAAAUAGUAGCCAGGAUUCCUUGGAAACCCCCAUUCUUCCACACAUCAUUAUCAUUCCUACCUCAGAAACCACUCUGUCUGAAGAGCAAUCUUUGACCGAAAAUAUAGAAGAAGAAAACGUUAGUCUGUACUCUGCUCCAGACAAGAACUACCUGUUACUCAAAGGAAGGCUUCAUUCAUCUACUGGAUCAGCUGAGAUGCUUGUAUCAUAAGCUUGGCUGUUUCUUUGAAUAAUGAUACCAAAAACAAAAAUUGCAGAACGGUUUAAAUGAAACAUUUCUCCAUGCAAUGUUGAGGUCAUUUCUGAACUCUGCACUUUGUAGAAGCCAACUGUAACAAUAGGGGCUGAAGGUUCAAAGCACUCAAAGCUUAUAUAACAUGAUUGUCAACAGAUACCACCUAGUAAAUAUGUCUUUAUAUAAUUGGAAUAAAUGUUCAUGUUUCCAUUACUUUAACUGGAAUGCUUAACAUAUGACUGUCCUAUCACCAAAUUCCAAGAAAAAGUGUUGAGAGCAUAUGUAGCUACUGAUUUUAGCCUGCACACAAUUUGUAACUUAAUUCUUCCUCAGUUCAGUUAUCGGCUGAAAGAUGAUGAGUCAGAAGGACAUGUUAGAGCAGGGGUCUCCAGCUUUGGCAACUUUAAGAAUUGUGGACUUCAACUCCCAGAAUUUGCUGGCUGAGGAAUUCUGGGAGUUGAAAUCCACAAGUUGCCAAGGUUGCAGGCCCCUGUCUCCAGGGAACAUGCAGCUCCUUACAAUCAGUAACUUGCUGACAUUUUAUCCUAGUAAAAUAGUUAAUUUGUCAUCUGUCCUGAAAUUGAAAUGGCAACACAAAAAUUGAUUUGAAAAUGGAUGUAUUUAAGGAAAAAUUGAUGCAUUUAAAGAUUUUUUAAAAAUUUUAACUAUCACUGCCUUCAAUGUCUUUCUGACCUGCAGUCCUCAGUCUUUUUCCACAAUAUCUAUUUGUAUGAGUAUAAUUUUUUUGUUGUUAAAAUCCAUUUACCUUUGGAUGAUGGGCUAUAUUCAUAAAAGUGAAAGGGGCAGAGUAAAAAUUAAAUUUAAAUUAAAUUAUAACAAUUAAUAUUAUUACUUCCCAUGUAUUUUACUACAGAAGAGUGGCAACCUUUGGAGUGAAACCGGUGUGUAAUCUAGGAGUCCUCCUUGGACUCAUGACUCAAGAAACAAGUGGCAGUCAUGGCCAGGAGGGUCUUUGUGCAACUUUGCGUUGUGUGUCAAUUAUUCCCUUUCCUGGACCAACAAUCCCUGCUCACAGUCCCCCAAUCCCUAGUCACCUCAUGUCUUGACUAUUCUAAUAUGCCCUACAUGGAGCUGCCCUUGGAAAGUAUCAAGAAGCUUCCAUUACUUCAAAAUGCAGUAGUCUGUAUGAUUUUGUACAGAUCUAGAUGUCCACAUGUAUCAUCUCUCCUCCAGGAGAGGUUGCAUUAGUUGUCAGUUUGCUUCCAGGUUCAAUUCAAGGUGCUGGUUGUCAUUUUCAAAGCUCUACAUGGCUUGGGACCAGGUGAUUUAAAGGACCAUCCUUUUCUGGUCACACAUCUACCCAUCCCAUCAUAAUAGGCAGGGAAUGCUACAGGUCUUCUCUCCCAAAGAGAUCUUCUUUGUGGACCUUCUCCGUGGUAGUUCCCCUCUCUGUGGAAUAGAGCCGAGGUGGUGCAGUGGUUAGAGUGCAGCACUGCAGGCUACUUCAGCUGACUGCUAGCUGCAGUUCGGCAGUUCAAAUCUCACUGGCUCAAGGUUGACUCAACCUUCCAUCCGUCUGAAGUGGGUAAAAUAAGGACCUAGAAUGUUGGGGGCAAUAUGCUUAUCUGCAAACCACUUAGAGGGGACUGUAAAAGUACUAUGAAGCAGUAUGUAAGUCUAAGUGCUAUUGCUAUUGCUAUUCCCACAGAGAUAAUAUUGCCCUCCCAUUUUCACACAUUUUUGCAAGGUGCUGAAGAUCUCAUUUUGCCAAUGGGCCUUGGGAUCCCAGACUGGGAUGGAACCCCUCAAAUGAUUCAUCUGAUUGUUGUUGCCAGGGUGUAGGGAAUUAUUGCUUUUUUUUAUUUUUAUAUUGGGGUUUUAAUACUUGUAAGCCGACCAGAGUCACUGAGAGUGAGUUGGAUGGCCAUAUACAUUUUUGUAAGUAAAUAAAAAUUUGGGGCUGCGUCCCAACAUUUGGAGAAUGUCCGUUGCCUUAGAAAAUGGACAUUUGACCAGAAAAUAAGAAUUGUUUAAGAAACUGUUAAUGGGCCAACUUCCCAAUUAAUCUGUAUCAUUCAACUUCCUUUACAAAGUUUUAAGGCUUUGCACAGUGUUUUUAUACAUAAUUCUUUUAUUUCAAAUGUAAAGGUGUCGAGCACAGGAUCAAACACGUCCACUUUUUCCAUUGGAAGGAACUAGACAAAGAUACCAUACCACCGUCUCUUGUAUCUCUCUAGUAUAUCAGUAGGAAAAUACCAAAUAUAUAUAUAUAUAUAAAACUGUGUUACAUCAUUCUUUGUCAAUAGUUAUGAACUGUUGAACUCUCAAAGAAGGCUUUACUCAAGAGGGACAAUAAAAAGAUUUAAGUG
Messenger RNA from Pantherophis guttatus, 4319 nucleotides. RefSeq names its product opsin 4 (gene OPN4). Gene Ontology annotation, molecular function: G protein-coupled receptor activity. Gene Ontology annotation, biological process: G protein-coupled receptor signaling pathway; visual perception. The record is from RefSeq and is a predicted model, not a curated record. Gene Ontology annotation, cellular component: membrane. NCBI's taxonomy places the organism in Eukaryota, Metazoa, Chordata, Lepidosauria, Squamata, Colubridae.